This is a messenger RNA of Lycium ferocissimum, 1079 nucleotides long. Its product is annotated as transcription factor ILR3-like. Lineage: Eukaryota; Viridiplantae; Streptophyta; Magnoliopsida; Solanales; Solanaceae. Gene Ontology annotation, biological process: intracellular iron ion homeostasis; regulation of DNA-templated transcription. The transcript is spliced from 5 exons. The record is from RefSeq and is a predicted model, not a curated record. The coding region runs from base 121 to 813 and encodes 230 amino acids. Gene Ontology annotation, molecular function: DNA-binding transcription factor activity; protein dimerization activity.
UGAAAAAACAAAAUCUGCCUCCACCACUCAUAUUAAUUUGCUUCCACAACUCUUUCUCCUCCUCACUUUCCCGUAACCACCUAACACGCUACCAAUCUUCAACUCAAAUUUUCCAUUUCAAUGGGGGAAACAGAGGAAGAUGGCUCAAAUUGGCUUAUAGAGUUAGGUUUAAUGGAUGACCUGCCUUCUCUUGAACCCAACGCUCAAUGGCCCUCCAAUGCUUUCUCCCUUCCUAAUAAUCUCAGUUCUGGAUUAGAGGAUUCCUAUGGCAACUCAGAUAGUUUGAAGGAAUGUGGCUCCAAGAAGAGGGGGAGAUCUGGAGCAUGUGCAUCUGAUUCAAAAGCACAUAGGGAGAAAAUGCGUAGGGACAAGCUCAAUGACAGGUUCCAAGAAUUAAGUUCUAUACUGGAACCUGGAAAGCAGCCCAAAAUGGAUAAAACUGUUAUCUUGGGUGAUGCGGUACGAACAGUGGUGCAGUUGAGAGAUGAAGCUCAGAAGCUCAAAGAGUCGUAUGACAACUUGCAGGAGAAGGUUAAUGAAUUGAAGGCCGAGAAAAAUGAACUCCGAGAUGAGAAACAGAAGCUGAAGACAGAGAAAGAGAAACUCGAGCAGCAUCUGAAGGCCUUGAACACUCAACCUGGGUUUUUACCACACCCUCCUGCAAUGGCUUCCCCUUUUUCAGCCCCACAUCAAGUCUAUGCAAGCAAAAUGAUGCCAUAUAUGGGCUACCCUGGAAUCCCUAUGUGGCAGUUUGUGCCGCCUGCUGCAGUUGAUACGUCAGAAGAUCAUGCUCUCCGUCCCCCAGUUGCUUAAAUUAUGGUGACUUCUUGUUACCAGAAUUAUACGAAUGUUUGUUUCCUAUGUCAACAAACCUUGUUGACGUUUGCUGACAUUUUGUUCUCCUAAUAUGAGCAGAUUGGUACAUAUAAUAUAAUGAGGUAGUUGAUCAACUGAUUAUGUACACUAAAAUGUAAAUCUCGUUGAAGUUUACAUGAAUACCUACCUUAUGUUAUAUCAUCUGACCAAGCAUAGCAUCCUCAAGACAUGCUACUCUUGGUUGUUCAAUUUUGACUCUACAA